Molecule: messenger RNA, 1855 nt
Organism: Canis lupus familiaris (dog)
Lineage: Eukaryota; Metazoa; Chordata; Mammalia; Carnivora; Canidae
Gene: ZBTB8B
Product: zinc finger and BTB domain containing 8B
Exons: 4
Coding region: 91-1683 (530 amino acids)
Biological process (GO): regulation of transcription by RNA polymerase II
Molecular function (GO): protein binding; RNA polymerase II cis-regulatory region sequence-specific DNA binding; DNA-binding transcription factor activity, RNA polymerase II-specific
Source: RefSeq, a predicted model, not a curated record
AACCUGCUGGCCGAAGGGCCCGCCUUCCAGGCCCAGGAGCCCCUGUGAUUGGUCAGCUGCCUCGCCUCUCACGGAGGGGGCGACAGGUGAAUGAAGGGGGGGGGGCGUGUAGGUGCGCGGAGCUCGGCGGCCGCGCGGCUGGAUCUAGCUGGAAGAGAUACAGGCUACUCCAGAGCAGCAGCAGCUGGUGGAGAAAUGGAGAUGCAAUCCUAUUAUGGCAAGCUCUUGGGGGAGUUGAAUGAACAGCGAAAGCGGGACUUUUUCUGUGACUGCAGCAUCAUUGUGGAAGGGCGGGUCUUCAAGGCCCACAGGAACAUUUUGUUUGCCAACAGCGGCUACUUCCGAGCCCUGCUCAUUCACUACAUCCAGGACAGUGGGCGGCACAGCACCGCCUCCCUGGACAUUGUCACCUCCGAUGCCUUCUCCACCAUCUUAGACUUCCUGUACUCUGGGAAGCUGGAUCUGUGUGGGGAGAAUGUGAUUGAAGUUAUGUCGGCUGCCAGCUACCUGCAGAUGAACGAUGUGGUGAACUUCUGCAAGACAUACAUCAGGUCAUCCCUUGAUAUCUGCCGGAAGAUGGAGAAGGAGGCAGCAGUGGCUGCAGCGGUGGCAGCAGCAGCGGCGGCGGCAGCGGCGGCCGUGGCGGCUCAUCAGGUUGACAGUGGAAGUCCCAGUUCAGGGAGGGAAGGGACCUCCUGCGAUACCAAGAGCUUGGUCUCCUCUCCAGGCGAGGGAGAGGAGAGUGUGGACUGUCCAAGAGCAUCCCCUUGCAGUGACUGCAGAGGCUGCCACCCGCUGGAACUGGUGGUGAAGGACAGCCAGGGCAGUGGCCCUGCUGACAGUGACCUCUCUAUUCUGCCCAAACAGAUAGAGCCCAAGGUGGAGUUUGAUGCUGACGAGGUGGAGGUGGAGGUGGAGGGUGGUGCACACCUGCAGCCGUAUGCCGCCCCACUCAGCCUGACCCACAUAGAUGAGGGUUUGCCCGGUGGCCAGGCUGUCGACUUGGCUUACAGUAACUACCACGUGAAACAAUUCCUGGAGGCGCUCCUGCGCAACAGUGCUGUCCAGAGCAAAGAUGAUGGGGACCAUCACUUUUCCCGAGGUUUGGAGGGAAGACCAGAUGGUGCAGGAGGAGGCGUGAGUUCCAUGAUGGAUGUACCGACUGACUGGUAUGGAGAGGACUCAGGUGAUGUGCUCGUGGUCCCUAUCAAGCUCCACAAGUGUCCUUUCUGCCCUUACACCGCCAAACAGAAGGGCAUCCUUAAGCGGCAUAUCCGCUCGCACACGGGUGAACGACCCUACCCCUGUGAGACCUGUGGCAAGAGGUUCACUCGACAGGAGCACCUGCGGAGUCAUGCCCUGAGCGUUCACAGAUCCAACCGUCCAAUCAUCUGCAAGGGCUGCAGAAGAACUUUUACAAGUCACCUGUCCCAGGGACUACGGCGCUUUGGGUUGUGUGACAGCUGCACCUGUGUUACAGACAUGCACGACGAGGAGGACGAUUUGAUGCCCAUCAACCUUAGCCUGGUGGAGGCUUCUUCUGAAAGCCAAGAAAAGAGUGACACAGACAAUGACUGGCCAAUCUACGUGGAGUCUGGUGAGGAAAACGAUCCCGCUGGAGAGGAUUCUGACGAAAGACGGCAAAUCCGGCCCUACUUGUCAGAUCGGGAGACACUUACAUAGCAGUAAAUUUUGAUGGGGGAAGAGGUUUUAGAAUUUGUCCAUUUUGCGUUCAAAAGCCACCAUUUGUCCAAUUUUUGGGGACCCUGAGAGGAACAUUUUUCACCAUUACUAUACUUGCAUUUUUUUUUAUACUUGCAUUUUUGUUAGAUUACAUAGCAAAGUUUGGAUCUUA